UUAGUGAUUAAUUGAAAAAUUAUAAAAAUAAAUGCUUGAAUAUAAAAUAAAAGAAAUAAAUAAUUAAUAAAUAAAAAUUACCAUAAACCGUACAAUUAACAAGAAAAAUCACAAAAUUAUAAAAAUAAAAAAGAAAAACUAUUAAACAUUCCCUUUAAAGAAAUCAACUUUACACUCAAGCAACAAAAUGCCUCCCAACUUUGAAAAUAUCUCCGUUAUUUCCUCGCCAGCAACUCCAUAUAAUUACAACAAUGCCACAGCAAAAGAACAGGAGCUAUUUCAAGAUUUCUAUGAAAUAAGCAGUUUAGUUCGCAUAACUGUACCAUUAUGUUUUGGAGUUAUUGCUUUAACCGGUUUCUUCGGUAACAUCUUAGUCAUAUUGGUCGUGUGUCUGAAUAAACAAAUGCAUUCAACAACAAAUUUAUUAAUUGUUAAUUUAGCUGUAGCCGAUUUGUUGUUUGUAAUAUUUUGUAUACCUUUUACCGCGGCCGAUUAUGUGGCAGACUCAUGGCCUUUCGGUGAUCUAUGGUGUCGUACGGUACAAUAUUUAAUUGUUGUUGCUGCAUUUACGAGUAUUUAUACAUUAGUUCUAAUGUCUAUUGAUCGUUUUUUGGCGGUGGUACAUCCCAUACGUUCGCGUAUGUUGCGUACCGAAAAAAUUACCAAGAUUUGUAUUGCUGCGAUUUGGACGGUAAUUUUACUUGUGUGUUUGCCAGUGGCUUUUACACAUGGAGUAGUGCUAAUUCUACUGUUAAAAGCCCUUUAUAUAUACCAUGCCGAUACCAAGUUUACCGUGAUUUUACAAGUUGUCGCACAAACACUGGCAUACGCGAGUUCCUGCAUAAAUCCGGUACUUUAUGCUUUUUUAUCGGAUAAUUUUCGUAAAGCAUUUCAUAAGGCCAUAAAUUGUUCAAAUCGUUUUCAAAAUUAUUCCUCCGAUUUGCCACCAGCUCGAAAAACUUCAUAUGCCCGAACAUCAUCUACAGGUUUUUAAGUAUUUUUUCUUUCUUUUUCAAUUUAUCGAUGUAGUUGUAGUGAUGUAUUUAAUUUUACUUUGCAAGUAUUUGUGUAAAUUUUAUAUACAUAUUACUGUAGUA
This is a messenger RNA of Lucilia cuprina (Australian sheep blowfly), 1097 nucleotides long. RefSeq names its product allatostatin-A receptor (gene AstA-R2). The transcript is spliced from 3 exons. NCBI's taxonomy places the organism in Eukaryota, Metazoa, Arthropoda, Insecta, Diptera, Calliphoridae. Gene Ontology annotation, molecular function: G protein-coupled receptor activity. Bases 188 to 994 code for a protein of 268 amino acids. Gene Ontology annotation, cellular component: plasma membrane. Gene Ontology annotation, biological process: G protein-coupled receptor signaling pathway. The record is from RefSeq and is a predicted model, not a curated record.